CGAAGACACAACUAGUUACAUUAUACGACAAACAGGACUGGGUAACCAACUCUCUUAGAUCUUUGUUUCCAAACGGCCGUCGCGCAUUUCCUGCACGCCAUCCCACACCUACAUACAGAGUGCAUACAUUGUACCUGUACAUUGUACUGUACAUUGUAUACUGCAGUACAUACAUACAUACAUUACAGUUCUUGCUCUAUACCCGCUUAGUCAUCGAGGAGGCACCAGUCAGUGCAGUGGCGGACUCGGGAAUCAGAAACUUAUGUAAUCAGGCCAGAGUUGAGUCACUCCCCACUUCAACCCACCCUUUUAUAUUGAGAGAGACAAGAGCAAAGCUUAUCUCACUCUCUAUUUCGCUCUCUCUCUCUCUUCUCUCCGUGUGUGCGCCUCUCGACAGAUUACACACUGCUGAACUGAGGAACGGGAAAAGGAAAAAGAAAAGGCAAAACGUCCUACCUAGAAUAGAAUUGCGCCGCAACUCCCAAUACAAUACCCCACAGACACCGCAUGUGCAUUCUUCCACUCACUCUCUCGAUUAUACGCCGCUACGGAUUGGAGUUGGAAUUGAAAUCGAAUUGAAUUCUUCCAUUCGUCCUAUACCAUCCUCGGAUUUUCGGAUUUGCUUUCGACAGCUCCAUUCCAUUCCACCCCGCACACAACACACACAACACACGCCCUCCCCCACACAAACUAUCGCAAAGCCCGUGACAUAUUCGUGAGCCGGCAAUGGAGAAGAUAAAGCAGACAUUCGCGCAAUGCAAGAAGGAGAAGCGCUGUGCGCUCGUCGCCUAUGUUACAGCUGGUUACCCCGAGAAGCAUGACACCCCAGAUGUCAUGCUCGGGAUGGAAGCUGGUGGGGCUGAUUUGAUCGAGCUGGGUAUGCCUUUCACAGAUCCUAUCGCCGACGGUCCUACCAUCCAAAGAGCCAACACGCAAGCGUUGAAGAAUGGUGUGACCGUUACGUCGGUGCUGGAUAUGGUGCGCACCGCGAGGAGCCGGGGGCUGAGGAUUCCCGUAUUGCUCAUGGGAUACUAUAACCCGUUGCUCCAGUACAAGGAGGAACGAAUGUUGAAGGACGCGAGGGCGGCUGGCGUAAAUGGAUUCAUCAUGGUUGAUCUUCCACCUGAAGAAGCGCUACGAUUCCGGGAUCUGUGCCGGAGGGAGGGGUUAUCUUACGUUCCACUGAUUGCACCCGCCACCUCCGAUUCUCGAAUGAAAUUACUCUGCAAGAUCGCUGAUUCCUUCAUUUAUGUCGUUUCUCGAAUGGGUGUUACAGGUGCAACUGGGAAACUAAGCGAAGGACUCCCGGAGCUCCUUGCCCGGGUCCAUUCCUACUCGGGAAACAUUCCCACUGCGUUAGGGUUCGGCAUUAGCACAAGAGAACAUUUCCUCAAGGUGCAGGAGAUCUCUGAAGGCGCCGUCAUCGGUAGCCAGAUGAUCAACGUUCUGAGUGAAGCACCUCCUGGCCAACGAGCCCAGAAGAUCGAAGAAUAUUGCACUAGUAUCACUGGCAGGAAAGUGGAACGUAACACAGAGGCCGAGCCUAUGACUCGAGAAGUGGGACUUACUGAAGCUCUUGCUCACGCCCAGGAGCCAAGGAACGCCCAAGUCGACAAGGCGAUCGAUAAUGGCGAAAACGAGUCUGGAGCCGGACUAGCUGAUCAGCUGGAAGCGCUCAAUGUGACCGGAGAUCAGGCCGCAAUGCCUGCCCGUUUUGGCGAGUUUGGUGGCCAGUACGUGCCAGAGUCCCUCAUGGACAGCCUGUCAGAGCUUGAAGCAGGAUUCAAUGAGGCUAGGAAUGACCCCAAAUUCUGGGAAGAGUUUCGGUCGUACUAUCCAUAUAUGAGUCGACCAAGCAGCCUGCAUCUUGCAGAACGCCUGACCGAAUAUGCUGGUGGAGCCAACAUCUACCUCAAGCGUGAAGACCUGAAUCACACAGGAAGCCACAAGAUCAACAACGCGCUCGGCCAAGUUUUGAUAGCACGCCGCCUCGGCAAAAAGCGAAUCAUCGCAGAGACAGGGGCUGGCCAGCAUGGUGUGGCCACAGCUACCGUCUGCGCGAAAUUUGGCAUGGAGUGCGUCAUCUACAUGGGUGCUGAAGACGUCCGUCGCCAAGCCCUGAACGUCUUCCGCAUCAAACUCCUCGGAGCCAAAGUUGUCGCCGUUGAAGCGGGCUCGCGCACCCUCCGUGAUGCCGUCAACGAAGCACUCCGCGCUUGGGUCGUUCAUCUCGAUACAACUCACUACGUCAUUGGCUCUGCCAUCGGACCACAUCCUUUCCCCACCAUCGUCCGCACUCUCCAAUCCGUCAUCGGUGAAGAGACCAAGGAACAAAUGCUAAAGCUCACAGGCAGGCUACCCGACGCCGUCGUCGCCUGCGUGGGUGGUGGUAGCAACGCCGUCGGCAUGUUCUACCCCUUCUCCAAGGACCCCACCGUCAAGCUCCUCGGCGUCGAAGCCGGCGGCGACGGCACGGACACCGCCCGCCACUCCGCGACCCUCUCGCACGGCUCCAAGGGUGUCCUGCACGGUGUGCGCACCUACAUCCUGCAAAACGAAGACGGCCAGAUCGCAGACACGCACUCCAUCUCCGCCGGCCUCGACUACCCCGGUGUUGGACCGGAGCUUUCGUCCUGGAAGGACGAUUCCCGGGCGCGCUUCAUUGCUGCGACUGAUGCAGAGGCGUUACAGGGUUUCCGGCUCAUAACCGAGCUGGAGGGUAUCAUCCCUGCGCUGGAGUCGUCGCAUGCGGUGUUUGGUGCGGUGGAGCUGGCGAAGACGAUGGAGAAGGGGACGAAUAUUGUGCUUAAUCUGAGUGGGCGGGGGGAUAAGGAUGUGCAGAGCGUGGCGGAUGCUUUGCCGGAGUUGGGGCCGAAGAUUGGAUGGGAUUUGAGGUUUUGAGAAGUGGUGAGGGUGAAGCAGGAUGGUUUGUGUUGUUUCAUGUUUUGAUUUGACGAGGGAAAGGAAAAAGCAAAAUUUUCUCUGAGUUGGUGGGGUAUUUUUUUAGAUAGAUUAUAUAUCUGAGAAAUUUUUUGGAUAAAUAGACAAUAUCCGUAUAGCUAUUUGUUGCGUAGCUUUUUGCUAAUCGCACAGUGCCAUGUACACGUACUUGGUUAUUAUCUAUUGCUCGAGUAAAAGAAGGAAGUAUGAAAGUGAAGCAUUUGGAACUAACUCCACAUCUGGGAAGGUAGUUGAGGUUUUCAUUAUGCCUUUAAUUAUGAAACAGUAUCUGCAGGUACAUAUUCAAAUUAACUAACCUUCGCAGGUAUGUAUCUUAACAAGAAAAACAGUGUCACUAAUGUUAGAGGAAACGGGUAAAGUACAGCUGUGUUUUAUUGAUCUGAAAGAAACUUGUUGUUGGCAACCAUUUUGAGACAGCUAGCUAUGCCACCACCAGCGCAUACACUCUCAAUCACAGCAACGUCCGCCAGAGCCUCACGGGGACUCCCAGCCCUAUCCCCCUUACCAGCAGCAAUUGCUUGUACAAAAGCACGGAUCUCAUUCACAUUCCCAUCCGCCGGGAAGACUUCCUCAGAAACAACGUUGCGAUCCCCUCCCUCAACACGAACCGUCGUAUCAACGCCUGCACACUUAACAGUCAACACACCCGCGGUGCCGAUAAAGACAAAGUCCGCAAUAUACGUCGCGGCCGCAAAGGAUAUACUCAGCGUCCCCUGCGCACCCUUCGAGAACCUCAGCGCAGCAUUAACGGUAUCAAGGGGCCGCAGGUGCGGCGCGAACUGGGCCGUGAAGCUCUUCGUCUCGACAAUCUCCUGACCGGCAACCAUGCGCACCAGCGCAACGAAAUGAACACCCGCAUCCAGGACGAAGCCGCCCUGGUACCCGGGCUCAGCGCGCCAGGCGGUUUGAAAGUACUUGUUCUCCGGCGCCAUGCUGGUCGCGACGCGCGCGUGGACAUGGUGCAGCUCACCGAUCGUGCCGCUAGCGACGACCUCGCUAGCCUUGAGAAACCCGGUGUCAUAGCGGAACUGCUCUGCGACCGAGAACACCAGGUUGCGCGGCGCGUAGGUGGUUUCAUACUCGGUGAUCAGGGCGCGGCCGGUGGCUAUGUCCUUUGCAAUGGGCUUUUCGGCCAGGACAUGUUUGCCUGCUGCGAGGCAUUUGCGGACGACGGCGGGCAGGACGAGGAUGGGAAGCAGGACGAUGACUGCCUCGAUGUCUGGGCGCUGGAGGAGUUCAUCGAGCCCGUGGCCGGGCUUCUCGUCGGAAUAUACAUCGAUGGGAGUAGUGGUGUUGUUUAGGGCCUCGACUACCGAGUUUGCAGAAUUCUCGGAACGAGAGUACACAGCUAGGACUUUUGCUGCGGCAUUUUUGAGUAUCGCGGGGACGUGGGCUGUGGAGCGGGGCCGUUGUUUAGUAUUUCCAUAGGUGCUUUAUAGGGAUAAUAUCACGGAGCAUAAAUAUCUAAGCUGACCUUCCCUCGCAAAGAUGCCGGCGCCCAAGAGCGCGAUUCCAACCAUUAUUUACUGCUUCUGCUCCCAAAGGAAAGGGAUUGGAUGUUGAGCUUUUGAAUAUGGGAGUAUCCUGGAAGCAGGAGGUAGAUAGGUCAGCUUACUUAUCUGAGCCAUUCAAAGAGCCAUUGGAUAUCAACCUGAACUAUAAGCAUGUAAAGGCUAUUCAUGGAUUAGGAAGUCCGGAGCGCCCCGCAUUACCGCCGAGGGCAAUGUCGGAUAUUCCGUCGUUUAAAUCGAAGAAAC
Molecule: messenger RNA, 4718 nt
Organism: Blastomyces dermatitidis ER-3
Lineage: Eukaryota; Fungi; Ascomycota; Eurotiomycetes; Onygenales; Ajellomycetaceae
Product: tryptophan synthase
Exons: 5
Coding region: 727-2901 (724 amino acids)
Biological process (GO): L-tryptophan biosynthetic process
Cellular component (GO): cytoplasm
Molecular function (GO): tryptophan synthase activity
Source: RefSeq, a predicted model, not a curated record